This is a messenger RNA of Pseudo-nitzschia multistriata, 1925 nucleotides long. The record is from the annotation of a GenBank genome assembly. NCBI's taxonomy places the organism in Eukaryota, Bacillariophyta, Bacillariophyceae, Bacillariales, Bacillariaceae.
CUCGGCUCAACGCACAUCGGAUCGAUCGAUUCAUUCGUUCUACAAGGCACACGGAAAUGGGAAAUCCUGAAAGGAAGUUGACAGCGCAUAGGAUGUGUGCGCCGGUAUCGCUCCGUGCUCUUGUCGUAGUGUUGUGGCUCGCUUCCUUCGCGGCCGGGGCUUUCCUUGACGAGAGCGGAGGAACCACCGCCAAGCCCGCACCUAACGAGUCACAGCCAACGCGGCAUUUGGAGAGCACUCGUCUUCGAGAGCAUCCCCACCGAGUGGGACGGAAACGCGUCCUCGAGGGAGAGGGCGAAGGGGAGGAGGGACAAGAGGGUCAAGAAGACAACGAUCAAGGUGAACAAAACGAAGACCAGAAUGGCGAGGAGGGACAAAACGACAACAACAACAACAACAAUAACAACAACAACAACAAUGGCGAAGAAGCGAACAACGAAGAAGAAAACAAUGCCGAAGGGGAGGAAGAAAACAACGGCGAGGAGGAAAAGGAGCAAGGCGACGACCAGGACGAGGGCGACGAAGAAGCCGGACCCGAGAUCGACUUUCUCAAGUGCGCCGCAUUCACGGUGGAACCGAAGCUCGUGGACACGCAGUCGAUGCUCCAGAGCGGGGCCAUCAGCGAGUCCGCCGCGGCCGCCCUCGAGGCCUCCUCCAUUACGAAAAUGACGCCAAAACUCAACACGCAGGAAUCGGUUGUCUUUUUCACCUACGGCUACGGCGCGGACGACCAGGACCGGAAACUCUAUAUGGCGGGCAUCGACGACUGGGUCGCUGCCUCCUACGGAUACGGCCAGAUCUGCCACGCCAUCGACCAGGACGACGUGGACUACGUCUUUUCGAGGAUCCCGUCGGUAUUCUCCGUCCAUCGGUACUCCAGUCACACCUGGUACGCGGGGUUCAACUGCCGGUCGGACGGCACCGGCUUCCAGCCCCGGCUGUUCCUCGACGCGACCUGCAAUACCUUUAGCACCACGAUGAACGAGUACUACCCGUUCGGGAGCGACACCGGCGAGGACCAGGCCAACCAGGACUACACGACCCAGGUCGCAUCCGACCAGACCAAGUACAUGGUCCAGAACAUUCAGGAUACCCUGGAAUACGCCCAGUACUGCGAGGAAUCUGAUUUCUGCGACACCGUCCUCGGGAGUUCCGUAGAGGUCACCACGUGCGGGGGCAACGGCGACGACGACGCAGCCAACGGUCGGAACCUGGCGGAGAGCGGCAAGGCCUACCAGAUCGAGUACGGGGCUUCGUCCAGCAUCCAGAACGCCUGCCCCUCGAUCAAGGCCGCCAUGGGUCUCGGCGAGGGCUACGACUAUACGAGCUACCAGCUCGAGUGGCUGGCAGUCCUGUGGAGCAACACGGAAAACGGGAGGCAGGCGCCGGACCGAAGCCGCUACCCGAGCCGGUGGGUGUACCCGGCGGCCUGCCUGCUCGCCGGUGCGGUUUCCGUCGCGGCGUUGUUUCUCCUGGUCUCGAGAGCGAGGGCGAAGAAGAACUGGAACAAGGCAGGAUGCUCCGGCUCCGAGUCGGACGACAGCAGCGGAAAGAAGGAACCCCUCGUGGGCAACCAUAACCGCCGCCACCACCGCAGCGACAGCUCGGAGGACUCCACGGACCUCAGCGCGAUCGAGUGCAGGUUCUCGGAGCGCAAGCGCAGGACCCGCCGGGACGGCCGGAGAACCUCCCGGAGCCGCUCGGGGAGCCGGCGAAUCCGCUGCCCGCGGGCGGGGACGGAGUUCGGGUCGGACGCACAGCGCAUCGUUUGAGCGGCGAGCAAGACACGGCACAACACAUCAUCAAAUUAUGAAUAGGAUCCUCCUCCAGCCGUCCCUUUGGGCAAACGGCUCGACUCGGUCAAUUGUAAUUACAGUACAGAUACUGUAUUGAAUUCAAGAAUUUAAUAUAAUUCAUAUAUAUAU